AUGGGUGCUAAGUUGCAAGAGCAUGUUCACUUUGAUCUUGGUCCAUCUUUGUUGGAUGAUGUUCUUAGCGCUUGGGAUUUCAGCAAAUCCACAUUGGACAGUAACUUCGGUUCUUCAUCAACAGGAAGCCCGCCAAAGGACAGUAAAUUCAACUCUCCAUCAACAGAAAGCCCACGAAAGGACAGUAAAUUCAACUUUCCAUCAUCAGGAAGUCCACCAAAGAGAGAAAGUUCAUUCAAAUUGGACAGUCCACCAAAAAGUAAUAACCCCCAAAAAACUGUAGAAACAUCAGUGCUAUCUAAAUCAUUGUCACCUGAAGUGAUUCCUAAACAUGUGGUUAACCCUAUUAAGAAACCGAAAAGAUCAUUCCGAACUGAACGACCAAAGAAAAAUUACAUUAAACAAUUAAAGGAAAGUCCACUGUCAUCCCCGGAAGUUGAGAUUGUUUCUCUUCCCGGUAAAGAUGAACGGAAUAAAACAGGUGAUAUCAUAGAACGCGCUUCCUCAAUUUCGACUUCUACUUCACUGAAGACAGAUGUUAUUGUUGAUUCAGCAGUAGCUAAAGAUGUCACAUCAAGUCUUGAAUUUGACAAGUUUCGGAAGCGAGACUCGGAUACAGAGUCAACCGACAGGGAUUACCUGCAGUUGAUGGAGAGUACGUCAGGACAUGCAGAGUCAUUGCCUGUAGAGAGUGUGCCAAAACCAGCAGAGAGUACGUCAGGACUUGCAGAGUCAUUUGAGACUAAAGAGAGACAAUCCAGUUGUGAUAUUAGUGAUGACAAUUUGAAUGAAACUCCAGUUUUUCAGAGAUCUUUAUCAAAAAAGGACGCCAUUAGUGAUAGAGGACUAGAAGCCUAUGAAGCCUUGGUAGGGAGUAGCGUAAAUGUUAAGAAAUCUUCUAAAGCUCCGUCGUCACAGAGUAGAGUGGUCAGUCCAUCAAAAGGAAUCCCCGUGAUACGGAGUGUUUCUCAGCGGGGCUCAGUUAGCCCAUCACAUGCUCCAAACUCAUGGAGUUCAUCGCAGAGUGGUACAGUGAGCCCUUCACAUGCUCCAUACAUAAGGAGUAGCUCUCACACUGAUGCAGUUAGUCCAUCGUAUGCCCCAAAUUCAUGGGGUUCAUCCUUAAGUGGUGUUAGUUCACCGACUGCAAAUAGCGUUUUUAGUGUUUCUCGACAAAGUAGCAUUACAUCACCAACUAAAAGUGAGUGUGAUUUACAGUAUGCGGAUUUACUACACGACACGUCUGGUGAGGACACCAUUGAUCUCUCGCAGCCCGUCUCGACUGAGCCCGCACUUUCACCUACAUCUCCUAGCAACAGUUUCUAUGCUGUGGCGACAACAACAGAAGAAAGGAGGGACCCAGUAAGCUCAACUACAUGCCGUACUUCUGUCGGUAGAAACAAAAAUGCUUCUUCUGUUGUUGGCAACUUCUAUGCCCAGAUUUAUGAAAAACCGGAGGCUGCUUCAAGCCAGCGUAAAGCAAGCAGUUCAGAGGAAGACCUUGAUAGAGAUGAUGCAAGUCGUAGGUCUGCUAGAGAUAUCAUAAAAAGGUUUGAGAACAAGUCGCAACCUUUGAGCGUUAAAAUGGAGAGUCAUUCUCCAAAGAAACAAGCUAUCUCAAAUUUGAAAGAUUUGUUUACCAUAGAUACGAAUAAUGAACAAAAACCUCCUGAUAAAGAACCAGCGCCACCAGUUUUGUCACCUAGGAAGAUCAGUUUGCCAACUAGACUUAAUACAGCAGACAAUCUAGAGCAAGAUGAUGACAAAUUGGAAGUUGCUCUUAGUGAAACAACUUUGAAGCAUUUACAGCGAAGUACACGGCGUACUCGUCGACCAAUUGGUGAAGCUCGGUGCAAGAGAAGAAGCUCUGGGGACGCCAGUGAAUCAGGUACUGAUUCUCGCGAGGAAGUAGCAACUCUGGCAUAUGGUGAUAAAGAGAGACGCAAGAAGGAACAACAACAGAAGUAUGCCAGGCAGAAGAGUACAGAGGAGGUAAUGAAGACUAGACCCUUGCCUGAUUUGCCUGUGGAUGUUGACAAAAAUCCAUCGCAUGUUAUGCAUGACUAUGAAAUGAUUUCAAUUCCCGCUGUUCCUCCCAGAAUGCCGCUUAACCCUCAAUGGCCGAAGAAGCGAAGAUCACGCAAAAGUUCAAAGUCACAAAGUGGUAAAUCGUCGCCUACAAAGUCUUCUUCUUCUGCUAGCUCGCUGCUUUAUUCUGAAUCUGAUCCUGGGACUCCAGAUACUCCAGUCUCAUCCCAAUCAGCUUCCAGUCCCUUCUUGAGUACAUCCCCGAUUACUAACUCCGAACUUCGGACAAAAUUUUUACAUCAAAAAAGCGCUUCUCUAGACAUCACAUCAGACAGUGACGUGGUUCGAAGCUCACCAGAAGAAAUUCGCAGACACUUGAAAAAAGACAAAGAAAAUUAUCAAAAUAUAAAAAGUAAUCAAAAAACAUUAAGUUUAGAUCGUAAAGUUCUAACGAGAAGUCACACGAACCCCUCCUUGCAGAAUAUGGAUAGUAAGAGUGAGUUCCGUACACGGAGUCAAACCACCACAGACAUACACGGACAAUCAUUGCAAGUUGUAAACGACGGUGUCCCCAAACGUUGCAAAAGUUACGAAGAUGAGUUAGAUGAUAUUUUAGAUGGUGCACUUGGUCCAGCUGAAAGUUUAAAUGAUGUCCUGAAAAGAACGUAUAAAUUAAAAGAUGGUCAAGAUAUUUCUUCAUCACAUUCCGAAGUAUCGUCUGUCACAUCGAACAGGAUCUGCGGAAAAAUUAUCUGUUAAUAAUGAAGUCAAAAAAGAUACGGAUGAAGGAUAUAUGGACAUGACGGGAAAACACAGUUCAAAGGCACUUAAUAAUAUGGAAUGGGCAGAUAACUGUAAGGAAGUACAGGAAGUGAAGUCUGCAUUAAAGGAUGAGGUAUCAAUUCUAGAAAUCGUAAGAGCAUUGAAAUGCAACAACUGGGAAGUGGAACUAUCCGUGCAGGAUAUUAAAGUGAGACAGCUGAUGGAUCAACAUCUGGGGGAUGAUAGACGAUGUCGGCAGAUUCUUGUACGCUAUAACUGGGUUGUCACCAAAGCUCAGAAAUAUCUUAUAAACAAUCCAUCAAGACAGAGUGAUCUCUAGCUGUAACCAAGCUGCGGCAGUAGGUGGGGACUCACCGGUCCAAAGAAAUUAUGUAAUCAAGACAUGAAUUGCUGAUGUUUUCAUUUGAUGCUGUUGGUGAACAGUACAUUCCUCAAUGGUGGAUCUCCAGGAAGAAAUCAAGAUCAAAGAGAAAAUGUAAAUGCCAUUCGUGUGGGAGGGAUGAAUAUUUUCUGUGCAGAUGGUUUUCAAUAUGUAACGUGUAUGAUAACACUGUAUUAGGGAUUCCCCACUUGAAUAGGAGGGGUAUGAUCAAUGCAGUGUGCAACGUUUUGUUCCAUGCCCUUUUAAGCAUAUUUAAAGAACAUGGACCCCUUAAAACUGAGAAAAUAAUUCAAUUAUUUUGAAUAUUAGAUGUUCAAUACAAGUGAUGAGAGUACAUGAACUUUAUCAAGGUUAUAAAUCGUUUGUGAAAUGACAAAUAUGAUGUAUGAUUUGGUCAGAGGAGAACCCACUGCCUGAUGUGUUUUUGACUAUUACAUACAAGAUAUGUGAGAGUUCAAGUGCAAGGUGAAACAGAAGACAAGAAGUAUGUUUUUUAGCUGAGCUGAGCUGAACUGAAUAAAUACUGCUCGUGAAGAGUUUUGACUUAACUGUGAUUUUUAAUUUUUUAUCGGGCCUCCUGAGGGCGCUGUAUAUUUGAAGCAAUAUAAUCUUGGUCGAAUAAUUAUGCUCCCAAUAAUUUACUAUGCAAAUUACAUUUCUUCAAAACAUUUCUUAUUUUUGUAUGUUUUAAAUCUAAUCAUGAUAGACUGGGUAACUUCACUGUUCCUAAAAAUUUUGUACUGCCAGCCCCAAUUUUUUUUAGAAAGUAUGCAUUCAUAGUUUUAGACUUUUCUUUUCUUGACUCAUGUAAUGAACAUCCCUUGUCAUAAUUAAUUAUGUGGUAGAGUUGUGUUUUAUUGAUUGGUCACAGAGGGCGCUAUUGAUGUUCAUAGAAGACUUUGACUCACUUUCAUGCCAGACAACAGCGCCCUCAUUGCUCAGUGUAUAUAUGCAAUGUUUUUUAGUUGAUACAUAUUUUUAGAGUUAAUUUUUCCAGUUUUAAUUUUUCAUUACUUCUAAUCAACAUAAAUCGUUAUUUGUAAAUCUGCUAACAAUUUUAACAUGCUCAUUUUACCAUGGAAACCAUUUUAACUGUAAAUAAAAUAUGGUGCAGAAAAUAAAGCGCCAGAAUUUAAAAUUUA
Saccoglossus kowalevskii is the source of this 4335-nucleotide messenger RNA. RefSeq lists its product as uncharacterized. Gene Ontology annotation, molecular function: ATP binding; protein tyrosine kinase activity; protein binding. Gene Ontology annotation, biological process: protein phosphorylation. The record is from RefSeq and is a predicted model, not a curated record. NCBI's taxonomy places the organism in Eukaryota, Metazoa, Hemichordata, Enteropneusta, Harrimaniidae.